Gadus chalcogrammus (walleye pollock) is the source of this 4254-nucleotide messenger RNA. RefSeq names its product versican b (gene vcanb). The record is from RefSeq and is a predicted model, not a curated record. Gene Ontology annotation, molecular function: calcium ion binding; hyaluronic acid binding. The coding region runs from base 213 to 2318 and encodes 701 amino acids. NCBI's taxonomy places the organism in Eukaryota, Metazoa, Chordata, Actinopteri, Gadiformes, Gadidae. Gene Ontology annotation, biological process: cell adhesion. The transcript is spliced from 13 exons.
CGUUAUGUGUAAAGUGGAUUUCUACUCUCAGCCGUGGGUUUAGUCGUGCGGAGAGCGGUUCAGGCACACAGCUGUUUCAAGGAGGUAGGAGCCGUCAGGAGAACUUGGAUCGCGAUCCCCAGGGACCUAAAAAGUCAAAGCGCUGCAGACACGCACCACUGGAUGAGCACGGUUCAAGUUGUGUUGGUGUUUUUUUAAAAGAUUGGCUCGAGAUGUUUCUUCAGCUGCUGUGUUUGGUGUGCCUUUGUGCUGGAUUCACCCAACAAGCGCCAGCACAUGACAUCAAGAAGACGGAAGGAAAGAACUCCGCUGUGUCGGGGUCUCUGUCCGGCCAGGUGGUCCUGCCCUGCCACUUCUCCACCCCCGUCUCCGACUCCCCCGAGCUGUCCCCCUCCGAGGCCUCCCCCACCCCGCACCCAGAGGAGCUGAGGGUCAAGUGGAGCCGUCUGGACGGGCAGGGGGACCAGGUGGUGCUGGUGUCCCAGGGCGGGGUGAUGAAGGUGGGCCAGGACUUCAAGGGCAGGGUGUCGGUGCCCGGCCCGUCGUCGGGGGCCCCGGGCGACGCCUCCCUGACGGUGCUGGGCCUGAGGGCCAGCGACGCCGGCCUCUACCUCUGCGAGGUCAUGCACGGGAUGGACGACUCUCAGGACUCGGUCUCGCUGAGCGUCAGUGGGGUGGUCUUCCACUACCGGGCCAGUGCCAGCCGCUACACCCUGAACUACCCCGCGGCGGUACGGGCCUGCCUGACGGCGGGAGGCAGCAUCGCCACCCCUGGACAGCUCAACGCCGCGUUCGAGGACGGGUUUGACCAGUGUGACGCCGGUUGGUUGGCUGACCAGAGUGUCAGGUACCCAAUCACGAAGCCCCGUCCAGGUUGCCAUGGAGACAGGAAGAACCAGCCGGGAGUGAAAACGUACGGCUUGCGUCCUUCUGACGAGACGUACGAUGUUUACUGCUACGUUGAAGAACUCAACGGGGAGGUCUUCCACCCGCCCAUCUCCUCCAAGCUGUCCCUGGAGGAGGCCCGGCGGGAGUGUCUGACCCGGGACUCGGUGCUGGCCUCUCCGGGCCAGCUGUACGCCGCCUGGAGGGCAGGCUACGGACGCUGCGACUACGGCUGGCUGUCGGACGGCAGCGUCCGCUACCCCGUCUCCGUGCCAAGGCCUCAGUGCGGCGGGGGGCUUCUGGGGGUCCGGACGUUGUACCGGUUCCAGAACCAGACCGGCUUCCCAAGUCCUGCCACCAAAUAUGGAGUGUAUUGCUUUAAAGGUCUCUUGCCCUGUGUGGUGAACGGGUGUCAGAACGGAGCGUCCUGCUUCAUGAAGGAGACGACCCCCAUCUGUCUGUGUGCACCGGGCUACACCGGACAAUACUGCCACAUCGAUGUUGAUGAGUGCCAGUCCAACCCCUGUCUGAACGGAGCCACCUGUGUGGACGGCCUGCACACCUUCACCUGCCUCUGUCUGCCAAGCUACUCAGGAGAGCUCUGUGAACAUGACACGCAGACGUGCGGCUACGGCUGGACCAAGUUCCAGUCCCACUGCUACAAGUACUUCACCCACCGCCGCACCUGGGACGCGGCCGAGAGGGAGUGCCGCAUGCACGGGGCCCACCUGGUCAGCGUGCUGUCCCAGGAGGAGCAGAACCACAUCAACCAUCUGGGUCAUGACUACCAGUGGAUCGGCCUCAACGACAGGAUGUACGAGAGAGACUUCAGAUGGACCGACGGCAGCACCAUGCAAUACGAGCACUGGAGGCCGAACCAGCCGGACUCCUUCUUCCAGUUGGGGGAGGACUGUGUGGUGAUGAUCUGGCACGAGGACGGCCAGUGGAACGACGUGCCCUGUAACUACCACCUCACCUUCACCUGCAAGAAGGGCACAGUCUCCUGCAGCCACCCCCCGGUGGUGCCUGACGCCCGGGUGUUCGGGACCCUGAAGGAGCGCUAUGAGAUCAACUCCCUGGUGCGCUACCACUGCAAGCAGGGCUUCAUCCAGCGCCAAGCCCCCACCAUCCGCUGCCGGCCCGACGGCCAGUGGGACACGCCCAAGGUCACCUGCAUGAGCGCUGCAAACUACCAAAAGACGUUUGCCAAGAAGCAUCGCGGCAACCUGGACAACCACUAUCAGAGCUGGCAUCACAACCAGCACCUGGGCCUCAGCAGCCAUCCCAACUACAACAGUCCCCAGCGGUCACAACCCCAGAACCAGAACUCUCAGAAGACCUUCUCCGGUCUGCAGCGGCGCUACCACCAGCUGCAGAGAGAGAAGAGACAUCCGGGCAGCCAAUCACAGGAGGAGGGCGAGAUGAGGCGUUGAGCUGUAUCCAGGGGGUUGGUAUCCAUGGCGAUCUCCAUAGCAAUCAACAUGGCGAUCUCCAUAGGAAUCAAUGUCGCGAUCACCUUAGCCAUCGCCUUAGCGAUCACCUUAGCGAUCACAGUAGUGAUCACCAUAGCGAUUACCCUAGCGAUCACCUUGGUUACCAAUGCCAUCCCCAUAGCGAACGCCAUUGCAAUAUCAGGGGCCUGGCUCAGUUCAGAGACACAGAUAAGGCAGCUGUGAUGAACUGACCUGCCCAUCAAUGACUCUCAAUCGAUGAAUAUAGGACUAAAGGAGAUGAGUUUAACCAAAUGUGCCACGUUUCGUGUCAGAUCUGUAAUACAGAUCAGUUGACCAUCAUUGGUCAGUCAACCAUCACCCAGACAUGGUGGUGUCUUGGUGAUGGUCGACUGACUUUACAAAAACAUUAUACUGUUGUAAGAAAUAUAGCUAAACUUUAAAAUUUAUGUUUUUUUCAAAGAGUUCUAUUCCAUUGUGCAUACUAAAUCUUUUUUUUAUCGUUUUUUUCAGCGCAAAAAUUCAUAAACGUGUAAUUGUCAAGGCGAAAUGUGGCAUGUUUAGUUUGCGGCGGGUGAACAAGAGUGAUUUAGAGGAUGUGAAUGUGGGAUGGCACCAUAACAUCAAUGCUGUUUUACCUAAAUUCAUGGACCGCCAACAUAAAACAACAUGAAAAUUCACCCUUAAAUCCGAGCCUUCAGAAUUAUGUAUUUUUUAGGAUAAAUGAAAGGGCUGGUUUAAGGAACAUAUACUUAGUCGUUACUUUCCCACUGGAUUUCUCUGUCUCUAGUCCAUCUGGAAGAUGAUCCAGGUGAAUAUGAACAUGGUAUUUUCACCUUGUGCCUUCUUUAAAAUGAUUUGUACAUUUUUGGUUUACUUUUUUACUUAAAAGUAAAAAAAUACUUUAAGUAUAUAAAGGGCAGGCAUUCAUCGUUAAUAUUGCCUCAACUUGUUUAAAUUAGUUUUUUUGCAAAACUGGACAUUUCCAGGUCAUUGGAGAUGUGUUUUUGGGAUUCAUAAAUAUAGCACAACUAAAAAGGGAAAGUAAAUUGUGAAUAUGUUUUUUGUACUAAGAUUGAUCGUAUCAUUAUUAAUAAUAGGAUAAAGAAUAGAUAUAUGACACAAGAUAAAUCUAAUUUAUUGUUUGAGAAGAUGAAAAAACUGUGAUUCAUACAAAAAAUUAUUUCACUUGCUCUGAAGUAAGAAAACAGUGGCGCUAAUGCUGUUUACAGAUAUGAUCAAUGUUCAAACCAAGAAAUAACAUUUAUAUCAUGAAAUCCACGUCUUGUGACAAUACUACAAUAUCCUGUCUGUGUGUAUCGUCACACAUCGUCUUUGUUCCUUUGGGGCCCGAGAUCAAGAUGGCAUCUAUCACUAAAUCUAUCCAACAUCUGCCGUGACCCCAAAUGCUCUUUGGGAGAAGCUCAAAGCAAAAGGGUCUGCUUUUAAUUGAACCUUGUUGAGAGACAUGCUGUGGACUGAAAGAAGAGGAUAAUCACAGAUCUGGAAUCUGUUGUCCCGGGACCAGAACUGUUAACCAUUCAGGGACCGGUGUGGAGAUCUUUCCCUAGACUAGAAAAACAUAUCUGCCCGUCCAGAAGACCGUCGCUGUUUCUUCUGUGUUGUUCCAUCACACAUUUUUAACUGUUGGUUGUCUUGUCGUAUUGAUGUGCUAUCAAUGAUUUUAUAUAUAUAAAUAUUCAGUGUUUUGAAAUAGCGUUUUUUAUUGAAAAUGUUUUUGGAGUAUUCCCUAUCUUGAAGGGGAUGUUAACGGUGUUUCUGAGAGCUUAUUUAUACCUAUUCUUUGUUCUAUUCUCUGUUGAAGUUUCUGUUUGCUGUACCGUCUGUGAUCAUGCCCUAAUCAUGUGUGCAAUAAAAAGGAAAAAAACAUUUUUUGCCAAAAUCCUUACAUUUCUUA